Sapajus apella (tufted capuchin) is the source of this 1784-nucleotide messenger RNA. It is a transcript of the gene ZNF554, whose product is annotated as zinc finger protein 554. Lineage: Eukaryota; Metazoa; Chordata; Mammalia; Primates; Cebidae. The transcript is spliced from 5 exons. Gene Ontology annotation, biological process: regulation of DNA-templated transcription. The coding region runs from base 104 to 1720 and encodes 538 amino acids. The record is from RefSeq and is a predicted model, not a curated record.
CCGAGCGGAGGAGGCCUCCCCGGGACACUCAGGGGAGCCCGGCCGGCCUGCACGGGGCGCUCCCGCCUCAGGGGCCCUGCGUGGCACCCUAGCGCGCGCCCCAAUGGUCACCUGCGCCCACCUGGGCCGGCGCGCGCGCCUCCCGGCAGCUCAGCCCUCUGCCUGCCCAGGAACCUGCUUUUCCCAAGAGGAGAGAAUGACUGCUGGGCACCCGCCCCGCUGGUCCCAGGAACUAGUAACCUUUGAGGACGUGUCCGUGGACUUCUCCCAAGAGGAGUGGGAGUUGCUGGACCCUGCUCAGAAGAACCUGUAUAGAGAGGUGAUGCUGGAGAACUACAGGAACCUGGUCUCGCUGGAAGCCGUGAAGAACCCAUGUGCUGAUGCGGGGAUUGAGGAGGGUCCAUUUUCCACGGUACACACCCUACAAGCCACUCGCCUUUCCUCGUGGAUGGGGCAUUUACUUCUUCAGCCGGUGGCUUCUGUCCACAUGGAGCAAAGCGAAGCCCUGCGGAUGGAGGAAAAAGGAACUCCUCAAGCCUCCUGUUCCGGUUGGACGACUGUACUGAAAAACCAAGACUCAACUUACAAGAAGGUGAUCUUACAGGAGGAACCAGCCGGUGGUAUAAAUAUCAUAAGGCUUAUCAGAGAAGACGGGGGAUGGAAGCAGUUGGGGGAGAGUCAUGAAGACCCCCAGGGGCUUUUGAGCCAGAAGGCGUCCAUCCAAGCAGUGGCGCUUCCUCAGGAGACGGCUGCUGGAUGGCAUGGAUUUGGGGAAAAUGGUCAUCUGAGCUCAGCCCUUGUUUUAUCACAGGGAAGCUGUAAAGGGAAACACAUGUGUGACAGUGGACUGGAUAUGACAAGCCUGGCAUCCGAUUCAGUCUUAAAGCACCAUCAGAUGGGACAUGCUGAUGGGAGACCCUGUGAAGAUCACGAACGUGGAAAUGCCAUCAGCCGGAACGGUCACUUUAUUCAACACGGGGGGAGAAUGUUUGUGUAUUUGGAAAAUGGGCAGUCACUGAACCACAGUGUGGCGCUGACGAUACACAACAAAAUCAACGCAGCAGAGAAACCCUUUGAGUGCCACCAGUGCGGGAAGGUGUUCAACCGGAGACACUCGCUGAGCGAACAUCAGAGAAUUCACACGGGAGAGAAGCCCUACGAGUGUCAGGAGUGCGGGCGAGCCUUCACGCACAGCUCCACCCUCACGCGCCAUCUGAGAACUCAUACUGGAGAGAAGCCCUACGCGUGCGGUGAGUGCGGGAGGGCCUUCAACAGGAUCUCAUCUCUGACUCAGCACCAGAGGAUCCACACCGGGGAGAAGCCCUACAAAUGUGAAGACUGUGGGAAAUCCUUCUGCCAGAGUUCUUACCUGAUCUUGCACAAGAGGACACACACGGGCGAGAAGCCCUACGAAUGCAGUGAUUGUGGAAAGGCCUUCAGUGACCGUUCCUCCCUCAACCAGCAUGAGCGAACUCACACGGGCGAGAACCCCUAUGAAUGUAAGCAGUGUGGAAGGGCCUUCAGCCAGAGGUCCUCCCUCGUGAGGCACGAGAGAACUCACACCGGAGAGAAACCCUACAGGUGUCAGGAGUGUGGGAAAGCCUUCAGCCAGAGCUCCUCCCUUGCCACACAUCAGAAGACUCAUAGCAGCCAGAAAACCUACAAGAUCAUUGACUGUGGGGAAGCAUUCUACCGGAACAGACAUCUUAUCGGAUGCUAGCAAGUGCGUGCUGCUUUGUAAACCGCUGUUUAGUACUCUGACACGUACAUGUGGUUAGACUUUG